UUCCUUUUCUAUUAAUCUUGAGGAGUGGUUCCAUAUUUCUGGUGAGAGAAAACAGCAGGGUCUUCUGCUAAAUCAAGAACACUGUGUGUUCAACAUAUCCCCCUCGUGUUUCGAGCGUUCGUUACUUCUUAAUUUCAUCAUAAUUUGCGCAACAAGUAAUCCGCAAUUUCAGCUAAAGUCCGGUGAAAAAAGAAAAGUUUUUAUCUUCUUUAUUUGUGUGGAAAACAGCUAAAAAGUUGUAAAAUGGAUUUUUAUUAAUCUUUUUCCAGCAAGUAUAGGAUCAGAUUCUAAAAGAGUGAACUGUUUUAUGGAGAAAAAUUGUGGGAGAAGAGAAGGGAUAAAUCAAAUAGGAUGUAUGUGGAUGUUCAUCAGCAUCUUUGGAUCUAACCAGAAGCGCCUCUUGAUGGAAACGAAACAUCGAAGCAAAAAAUUUGCAGGUACUAAUGAGAGUGUUCAGAAACUUAUUGAAGAGGAUGUCGAUGUUUCUAUUGCUGGUGAUGAACAUGUAGAGGCUAAGGCUUUUAAGGAUGAAUCUGAAGAAAAGUUCAGCGAGAUAAUCAAGCGGUUGAUAGCUCAGAAACAAGGAGAGAUCCAAACCUGCAAGGACUUGUUGGAGGCUUUUCAUGUUUUGGACUCUGAAGAAGAAUCACUCCUCAAGAAGAAGGUUUCACAUGAAGAUUCUCAAAGCUUGGGAGAUUCCAAGAGAGUAGUAGAAGCAGAACAAGAGGCUGUGGUGUUACCAAAGAGGAAACGUAACUUCUUCAGCAAGAAAUGGAGAUCAGAAGAGAGGAAGAGAAACAUAACAUCUCAGGUUACAAAAACAAUUGUUGUUUUGAAACCUGCUCCAAAUAGCUUGGAUGUUGAUUCUUCAUCAAGCAACAAGUCCAAAACCGGGAGAAUCUUUUCCCGGUUUAUUAUCGGUUUAAUCAAAAGAAGACUACAAGCUUCCGUUGGAAAGAAGUCAUGUGAUGUUCAUGUUGAUAAGAGACAUUGCGUGCAAGAAAAGAUACAGAGUAAAUCCGGGAAGCAUGUUUCAGAUGAAGAAGAAGAACCGUUAUGUAGUGAAGGAACAAGCGAAGAUUCAAAGAAGAUUAUGUCUGGUUUGUAUAUUGCAGCAAGGAAACACUUGUCUGAGAUGCUUGCAAAUGGAGAUAUAGAUGUGAACUUACCAGAUAAGGAAGUACCAAGAAUCUUGGGGAAGAUUCUUUCUCUCCCUGAGUUCUCAUCACCCGGAGAUAGCCCUAGUUUGAUCCCUACGCAUGAUUUGGUUAGCCCUUUAAGCCAAACAACCGAGGUACCAGAGAUGCUGCAAUGCAGUGAAGAUUCAGAUAAAGAUGAUGAGACAUUGUUUACCAUAGAUGAUUCAAUCGUUUCAGACCAUGUGAAGGAAACUGAGAAGACAGAGAUAGAACCAUUAGCUGAAACUACGAGCUCUUCCAUUUCCAGACAAGAAGACGGAGAUAAGCAAUCAUCAAAUGAGGAAAUGAUGUUCACACUGUCCUCUUCUCCAGAAUCUCCACCAAGUUCUUCUGUUAGGAUGACUGAAUGCAAAGAAACUGCCACUGAUGUGCAGGGAAAGUUAAGUCCAGUAUCUGUCCUGGAAACUCUGUUUACAGAUGAUGAGAGUAGUCCAACAACAAGCACAAGAUUCAAUUCAGCUGAAAAGAGGAUACAACCACUCUGUAUAAGAUUCGAUGAAGCUGACUCUCCAAAACAAGACAAACCCAACAAUCUCAAAACAAGCAUGGAUGACAAGGAGUUGACACUUUCAUACAUUAAAGCCGUUGUGAAAUCCUCAGGCUUGAGCUGGGAAGAGCUUUUGACGAGACCCUUUUACUCUGAGCAGCUUCUUGACCUAGAAUCAACAGAUGACAUAGCUUUCUGCUCUACACAGCUCUGCGACGAUAAGAAUCUCCUCAACGACUGUAUCAAUGAAGUUCUCAUGGACUUCUGUGAGAAUGAACUGAAUCCUGGCCCUUGGAUUACGCUCCUGAAACCUGAAGUCCAGCUAAUCUCAGACAUGGAAGUUGCAGCUAAAGUGGCACAAGAAGGGGUUUACUGGCAUCUCUUGCCUUUGCCUUCUCCUCAUACUUUAGAUCAGAUAGUGGAGAAAGACAUGGGUAAAGCAGGAAGCUGGAUGGAUCUCCGGUUUGAUAUUGGUUGGAUUGGUUCCGGCACGAGUGAAUUUAUCCUUGAUGAUCUAAUAGAAGAGAUCAUCAGAAGUUGCAGAGACAUGGUCCAGGCUGAACCAAUGCAGGAACAGAACAUCAACAGCUUGUGACAAGGCCCUUUGUUUUAAGAUUGUCUUAUCUUGUACAGUUUCACUGCCACUGCAAAGGUCAAAGAUCUCUAGUUGACCUUUCUAGUGCAAUGGCACAACCUGAGCUUUUUUUAACAAUAAUUUUCUACUUCAAUACUCUGUUUUUUUCUUUCCAAUGGCUUCUGUAUUUUUACUCACUGUAGUUUACUCAGCCAAGAGAGUUUUGUA
Brassica oleracea var. oleracea is the source of this 2488-nucleotide messenger RNA. RefSeq lists its product as uncharacterized. The record is from RefSeq and is a predicted model, not a curated record. Bases 308 to 2281 code for a protein of 657 amino acids. The transcript has 5 exons. Lineage: Eukaryota; Viridiplantae; Streptophyta; Magnoliopsida; Brassicales; Brassicaceae.